UUUCUGUGCAGCUUUCAGUCUGAGGAACCUAAAUUGUGUAACACCAGAAACCAGCUUUGUGGGCCGUAAUCCUGCCAAGAAGUGGAGUUAAAAUGGGGAUUUCAUCUGCAGUCAAUGUUUCUGGUGAUGCAGUUUAUGGAGGGCAAAGUGCUUUCAGUCAGCUGGAGCACAACAUCGUGGCCGGAUAUCUGAUCACUGCAGGCAUCAUCAGCUUGGCCAGCAACAUCGUGGUGCUGCUGAUGUUCGUGAAGUUCAGGGAGCUCCGGACUGCCACCAACUUCAUCAUCAUCAACCUGGCCUUUACUGACAUCGGUGUGGCUGGCAUCGGCUAUCCCAUGUCAGCUGCCUCGGACAUCCACGGCAGCUGGAAAUUCGGCUACACCGGCUGUCAGAUCUAUGCAGCUCUCAACAUCUUCUUUGGCAUGGCCAGCAUCGGCCUGCUGACUGUGGUGGCGAUCGAUCGGUACCUCACCAUCUGCAGACCGGACAUAGGUCAGAAGAUGACGGUGAGAUCCUACAACCUCCUCAUCAUGUCCGCCUGGCUCAACGCCAUCUUCUGGUCCUCCAUGCCCAUCGUGGGAUGGGCCGGUUAUGCCCCCGAUCCAACCGGAGCCACGUGCACCAUCAACUGGAGACAGAAUGAUGCGUCCUUCAUCUCCUACACCAUGGCGGUGAUUGCCGUGAACUUUCUGGUUCCACUGGCCGUCAUGUUCUACUGCUACUACAAUGUGUCCAUCACCGUCCGGCAAUACAAGGCCAGCAACGCUCUGGACAGCAUCAACGUGGACUGGUCAGACCAGAUGGAUGUCACCAAGAUGUCCAUCGUAAUGAUCGUCAUGUUCCUGGUUGCCUGGUCUCCGUACUCCAUGGUGUGUUUGUGGGCCUCGUUUAGUGACCCCAAAACCAUCCCUGCCUCCAUGGCCAUCAUUGCUCCCCUCUUCGCCAAGUCCUCCACCUUCUACAACCCUUGCAUUUACGUCAUCGCCAACAAAAAGUUCAGACGAGCUAUCAUCGGGAUGAUUCGGUGUCAGACCAGACAGCGGAUCACCAUCAAUACCCAAGUUGCCAUGACGAUCUCCCAGCAACCUCUGACCCAGUGACACACAGUGUUAAAAUAGUCCGUAUGGAACAUUUUAUCCCAGCAUUAAUCUUCCUGCUGUAGUUUGUCCUGUCGCAGAAGUCAAUGCAGUGUUGUGUUUACUGUGUAAAUCCCAUCUGCUCCACAUUCUAGUCUCUCUGGUCCACUUACUGAAAUAAGAAACCAAUGAAAUUCUGUCUGUGUUUGGACUUGACUCGUACCUUCUGGAAACAGUGUAAGCAGAAGCAGCCCUUCAGAUUAAAAGCAUCCAUCAGAGUUUCCUCCAGAAUCAGUCAUGAAAAAUAGUCUCGAAUUUUUAUCUCUUAGUCUCGAGUUUUUAUUCAGACUAAACUGAGUAAGAAUGGUUUCAGAGCACAGGUGGAGAGUUUGGUUCAUGGUCCAGUCCAAAGCCUCCAUGUGGAUUUGAGGAAUUCCAGAGCCUGUUUAAUGUUUACAGCAGAUUGAACCCGAACCCUAACCCCUAACCCUAGCAGAUUGAAGAAGCAGGAUGCUGACAAACAAGCUCAGCAUGUCCUUCUGCGGUAAAAACAAAC
Melanotaenia boesemani (Boeseman's rainbowfish) is the source of this 1632-nucleotide messenger RNA. It is a transcript of the gene rrh, whose product is annotated as retinal pigment epithelium-derived rhodopsin homolog. Gene Ontology annotation, biological process: G protein-coupled receptor signaling pathway; visual perception. Bases 93 to 1100 code for a protein of 335 amino acids. Gene Ontology annotation, molecular function: G protein-coupled receptor activity. The transcript has 8 exons. Gene Ontology annotation, cellular component: membrane; photoreceptor outer segment. The record is from RefSeq and is a predicted model, not a curated record. NCBI's taxonomy places the organism in Eukaryota, Metazoa, Chordata, Actinopteri, Atheriniformes, Melanotaeniidae.